Molecule: messenger RNA, 6017 nt
Organism: Chilo suppressalis (striped riceborer)
Lineage: Eukaryota; Metazoa; Arthropoda; Insecta; Lepidoptera; Crambidae
Source: the annotation of a GenBank genome assembly
CAGCGCCAGUACAGUGUGCGACUCCAUGGGGUGCGGACGUGUCGUCGCCGCUCCGAUCAACCCAAACUAAAUGCCGUGCGUUCCGAUAAAGUGUUAAAUUGUGCCCAACGAAUUUUUCGUGUAAAAAGGUUCAUUGAACAUAUUGUGUGUCUCUGUUAAGGAUAAAUGCGAGUGGCACAACCCGCAAACUCUGUAAAGGUGGCGGGAGUCGCAUCAAUGGCCUGACACUAUGUUCAGAACGGCGUCAGUUGAGGGCUCCGGGCCGAGGACGCCGCCGGCCUACGCGCCCCACCCGCCCUACGUGCCCCCACGCUUCUUCCCCCCAAGAAUCCGGCCGCCACCCCCUCAGUACUGCUUCGACGCCGCGCGCUUCGCCUGCGACGCCUCCAAGCCUCGAUACCUCGACGUCGAGCGGGAGAGGCUCGUGACGCGAUGGCUAGCCGAAGCAAACGAAGCCCUAGUGCGGAGAGAAAGGCCACCGAGAUACAAACCUCGCAGCAGCGAGCGAAGGCCGGACUUCCUCGAGCGAAGGCCGAACGCGCCAGAGUGGGCGGACAAUUUCCUCCUCGGUCGUCGCAACGGCUCCACCGAGCCCGAAGACGACAGUAGUGAAGUGAUGACUUUGAAGGAGUUCGUGGAUAAGUUCUCCCUCCCUCGUGUUGUGAAGUUUGAGGGGGAGGAGAGGCCAGUGCUUCUGUAUAGAGUGCUGGAGGCGCACAGGCGGGUGGAGGCCGUGCCGCUGUCCGGCAAGAAGGGCAAGAUGGUCGGCAAGCCUUUGUAUAUACCGGACAGUUAUGAUGGUUGGUUUUCGGCAUGCGGUUGUCGCGGCGGCGCGCUGGCGUCCGCGCGCGGUUCGAUUGCGGCAUUGCUGCGCGCGCGGGCGUUUGCGCUUGUGUCACCUCGAGCCAUUUCCGCUUAUAGAGCUCGGCCAACGUCAGAUAGCGGCAGGGUGGGUGCACAGUACGAGCGGGCGGCGGCGCGGCCGGGCACGCCGCUGCGACUGGCGGGCGUGUUUGCGGACGGGAGCAAAGCGAAAGCGCCCAAAUACGCGCAGCUCAUCGAUCCGCAGGGAAACGAGCUGUUCGUGCCAAUCAAUACAAAAGGCGAGUUGUACGAGGUGUGCCCUGAGGAGCUGACGCCCGCGGAAUGGGACUCGGCGGGGGAGGGGCCGGCUACCCCCCCUCCUCCCGACGCAGGGACCAAGGCCCAUCGCCUCCCCCACCUGUUGAGUCUGUGGCGACUACCCACCAGGGUCAGGCUGCUGGCAGGCACAGUGCCUAUCGAGAUGGCGCAUGAUGUUGGAGACGACCUUUUGCUGCGAGCAUCAGUUACCGAGCCAGUUCUGGUGAUGUGCACCCUUCCAGAAUACAACGGGCUACCGUCUAGCCCGAGCAAGCAGGUGGACCCUCGCUACCACGCCAAGGAAGCUCUGCAACUCCUACCCCUGAACGGGAACAUCAGGAUACGCCGCACCCAGCUCGGCUUCGACAGCGAGAAGCGAAUGUUCCUCUCCGCGCGCCUCCAAAAAGCUCUAACCUUCUGUCAACUUAACGUUGACAACUGGAUCAGGCAAAUCUCCUACGCCAACCACUCCGUUUUCGGCAAAGCGAAGACCACAGAAGAACAUUUGAAGGAAGAUCACGAACCUGUCAAGUUUGAAAAAGAGAAAAAGUUCACCUUACAAGGUCUAAAGAUUGACACGUCUAGACUAUUCGGGAAAAGCGAUAAAGUGCUCAAAGAUAUUCCUGACGAAACGGAAGGGUCAAUCAUUUUCUUGAGUAAAAAUGAACUUGAACACAUGAACUAUGACGUUUAUAGCGACGACGAAGGAAAAGAUGACCCGAAAAGUGAUGAGAAAAUAGAACAAGAGCUAUUUUCUAAUGACAAAAUGCAGGUUUUUAGAGAAGAUUCGGGGCAAAAGAAGAAUAAAUGGUUUAAAAACAUAAAACUCUUAAAAAGCACUGAAAGACUAGAUGAAAAAAUUACGGCGAUUGAAAACAACGAUAAACAUAGAGAUUUUAAAGAUCCCUUUGACCCCUCAGCUGAAAAGCAUAGCUCAAUAGAAAGAUAUCAAGAUAUGGCAAAGCUAAUUGAAGAUAGAUUCGGUGGAACUCGAAAAAACGACGGUACAGCUGAAAAGAGUCACUCUUAUAAGAGUCUCACUACGUCCUCAUCAGAUAUGGGAACCAGCCAAUGUAGUUCUAACCAUAAAAAACCAAUUCUAACCAAAUCUGUUUCUGUUCAAACGGGUAUGCCUGACGGUACUUACAAUACUGAUGAGGAUUCUGGAAUCAAUAUGAAACAUGGUCGUAAAAAUCUAAGCGUGGAUCAAAUAAAUUACUGUGGUUCAAUGGAAAGCGAUACUAGUUCUGGUCGUAAAUUGAAAUCACUAGACGAAAAUAUGCUGAAGAAAUCAAUGGCAACAAAAUCUUCAACAAACUUGGAAAGGAGGCAGAGGAUACAACCUGAUUUGAUACCCGAAAAGGCUAUAGUAAAAUCGGAAUCUUACAAUCAGAUCCAAAGUUGCGAAGACAUAAACAUGUUUGGAGUAGGUUCUCUUUACAACGAUAGCGACUUUGAAAUAAAUUACAAACAACAUUCCUUCAUUACUGAAAAGCUCUGUUCAGAAUUUCACGUUAAGACAAAAAGAGUUCUCAGUAAGUCUACAUCCAAUCUGCUUCAUCCAAAAAAACCUAAUGAAAAAAAAGAAGGAAAUAACAGUAACAGUAUGCCAACUAAAACUGAAAGGUCUAGUGAUGGUGAUAAACUAUUAAACUUCAGGAAGAAAAUAGACAAACCAAGAGCACCGACGCCAAAAUCUGAAAUCGAAGAAGAUCUCAUACCGGUUGAUAUAUCAGAAGAAGAACCAAACGUUCAAGUAAGAAUUAGGCGAUCAAUAUCCUCAAUACAAAAGCGUAAACUGCCUGUGAUAGAAGACUUGCCAUAUGGUCAAGUCGCAGACGCUGUUCAAAUCGAAGAAGAAAAAGUAGAUUCGGAUACCAGCUCUGACAAUAUUUACGCAGAAAUUUGCACGCCCAACGGCCAUAAAAAUAGCGACGAAGAGAGUUACGACAACAAUAUAGACGUUUUAGCAACUGACCCUGUGAUUUGUAAUGUUAAGAAAGAAGUUAUUAUAAGGAACGAUGAGAGAGCGAGGCAAAUGAUUGAAAAUCAGGAGAAUCCAUUCCGACAUAUCGAAGUGGUAGUUAUAGAGAAAACCACAGACUUCGAUUUGGACAAUUCCAGUAUGGCUUCUAGUGAUAUAGAGGAUUUAGGGAGUAAGAAUGAUGUGACGAUAGCUAUUGAUUCUUGGGAGCGCCACAAAGCAAACAAUUUUGAAUCAAAAGUUCACGCUAUUAGGUUAGAGAUUACAAGUAACAUGGAUGAUUAUCCAAAUGAAAACGAGAGGCAGAUCAUAGAGCCGACUGAAGUGGUGUUGACAAAAGACCAUUUAAGUUUUAGCAACAGCAUACAUUUGAAUGGUACAUAUCCCAGCGAGGCCAUCUACGAUACAUUAAAGUAAUUAGUCCUAAUAAAAUCAUUAUGUCACUAUAUGUUAAUUAAUUAUUAUAGUAACACCAAAAGUGUUAAUAUGCUUUUAUGUAAGCAUAAAAUUUCGUCUAAAAAGUCGUGAUGUUAAAAUAAUAUUUCUCAAAGUGAGUCUCUCUAUUUCGAAUUUUAUAAUCAUAAUUUCGUUUAUUUUUAAUCAUAGUUUAGUAAAAAGCCAGGCGACACCUGACUAUUAUUUAAGUAUUCGAAAAAACCUUAAUAAUUGUGGUUUUAAAUUCUAUGUAGAUGGAUAUCUACAUCUACAUUGUUAACUGUGUUGUAUUGAAUAUUAGCGAUAAAUUAUGACUUUUUAGACAGCUUUACCUACCUACCUAUUUUAUGAUAGUUUUAAUCAGUAAUUAACGAAAACUUAUUAUUGACACAAAGUGUACCAUGGUUAUGUAAAAAGCACUUUAUAUAAUAAGUAACUAAUUUUAUAGCACCUAUCUAAUAAAAUAUUCAGCCAAGAAACAGAAUUAAUAGGUGAAUUGUAUACGGGAUAAAUUAUUUGGAAUCUCUCUAAAUUAUUUUCUAUGCGGUAUUUACUUAUAGAAAGUUUCAAAAUCAAAAUAUACUUACGGACUCAUCUAUCUGCCCACUUAGUGUUAUAAGUUACGGUCUGUAGCAACAACAACAGUUAAGUUGAGCAAUAAUAACAUAUUUAUAAAAAUACGAAAAAGAUGGAUAAUAAAUCAGCUUCAAAACUGCGUAAAAAGUUUUUGCUCAAUGUAAUUUUUUUUAGCUAGGGUACGACAAAUCAUUUAAGCCUAAACUUAAAAUGCUAGGUUGGCCGAUACCUGUGCCGUGUGUAUAUCCUUAUUGAAAUGGAUGUAUAGUACCUAUAACUGUUUUGAUCAAAAUCAAGCCUAGUUUCGUUUGCAUCAAAGUCAAGCUUCACAAUUUUUACCAUCACAGUUUACUGUUAAAAUAGCAAUAACAUAUCUCAAGAUGAACCUUUGACUUUGUAAAAGCAGGGUUUAUAAAAAUCUGGAUUGUUACAUUCUCAUUUUAAUAUAUUGGGGGGGGCGAAAUUCUAUUUUUUCUGUCAGUUAGAUUACCAAAAACUAACAUUCACUUAUUUUUUUAUUUUGUCAACCGUACAAAAUAUUAGUAAGACCUGAUGUCAUGCAUAUCAUGUCAUACAUAUAUGUCAUGUUUUACAUACUAUAUCAAUGGUUUUGACUAUGUGAAAAAAGAAAAAAUAUGUGUCCAAUAUUUUUUGAUAAAUCUAUCUAUUAGACGAAGAAAAAAAACUUGUCAUCGUCUCUGUUACCAAUCGUACAUCACAGUCUUAAUCACAAGAAGCAAACCGUUGCGAUCAGUGGUUUAAUAACUCGAUAAUUACCUACAGUUCAAAAAUCAAAUAUCUGAUCAAAACGAUUAGGUAUCUCAACCUCCAUUAUAAUGUAACUUUCAAUAAUCUUUCGCAAAGGGCGUAGCAGUUAAUUUAAUAAUUACUGGAAAAUUGUUCGGUUGAAAUAUAGUUCGACAUUUUGUUCAAUAAAAUCCGUUUCAAGUUUUGAAUAUAAACAAAAUAGAAUCAUGCUCAGACGACACUAUUCUUUUGAAAAAUAGAAUAUCUGUCUCUGAUCACAAAAGAUAGACGAUUUCCAAAUUCAACAAUCCACGUAAGGUAGUGGAACCAAUGAUCGACAUAUUUUUCUGUUAUCGUUCAAUUAAAAUAAAAGUAGGGAACCUUAGAAAAACCAAAUGUCAAAUUCGAAUAGUUCGCGAGUGCGAAAUGUCUGUGUCAUAUGUAUACUGAUUUUUAGUUCUCGUUACGCACAUUAUGAGGCUGCUAUUCAAAUUUUCAUACAACAUUAGACAAUGACAAAAAAAAAUACAAUGACAAAAUUUUAUGCUACUUAUUUACUUUCGCGGGCCUGCUGGAAGAAAUUUCAAUAUGAAGUAAGCAGUGUCCUUGUACAAUUUUCUUGUUCCUGUUCUUCUUAUCUAUUUUAUUGUGUGUGUGUACUAAAUAUAUAAAUAAAUGACAUUCCGCACUCGCAAACUAUUCGAAUUCGAUAUUGGUUAGUGUUAAGGAUACUGAUAGCUCGGUGUUCUACUCGGCUCUACAGAAAAAAAUGACGAUCAUUGGUGUCACUACCUUAAAUAUGAGCAAAAUACAGGAGUUUUUCAGCAAAUAAGUAAUUCUGCUUUCAAUUAACAUGCCUGUGGUCUAAAAACGAAGAUAAUUGUUAAACGCUACACAAAGUAAACGUUUUGCACAUCACCAGUACCUAACAAUUGGUGCUAUAUUUGGGUGCUCAAACUUGAAUUAUUAAUUAGGUAGUGUUAUUUGUCUAUCUCACAUAUCACAUGACAAUUUGUAAAUUAUAAUGUACCAUAUAGAUUUAAAGUUUGUGUAAAAUAAAAACGUUCGGUGUAAGUCUUAAAAAUCGAUGUCGAAUUUUUAUCAAUUCAUCGAAAUAUGAAUAUGGUGACGCAAAUUAAAAAAACAUCUUUAA